Molecule: messenger RNA, 1483 nt
Organism: Vicia villosa (hairy vetch)
Lineage: Eukaryota; Viridiplantae; Streptophyta; Magnoliopsida; Fabales; Fabaceae
Product: dehydrogenase FPY6
Exons: 11
Coding region: 151-1233 (360 amino acids)
Biological process (GO): NADPH regeneration
Cellular component (GO): cytoplasm
Molecular function (GO): nucleotide binding; oxidoreductase activity
Source: RefSeq, a predicted model, not a curated record
GGGGAAAAAUAAAACUAUUCAUUUUUCUGUUUAAUUAAAUCCAGUUUCCUUUCUUUUUCACUCUCCUCUCCGUCGGCAUUCCCCUGAACGAGAACCACCGAAAAACUGUACACACGGUGAGAUUCAAAUCCCGAUCCGAACCGAUACAAAAUGGCGACGAACCACCCCAUAAAGAUCGCCAUUCUCGGAGCAGGCACAUUCGUGAAGAGUCAGUAUCUUCCACGACUCUCAGAGAUCUCCAAUCUCUUCCAUCUCAAAGCUAUUUGGAGCCGCACCGAGAAUUCCGCGAGUAGUGCUGUGGAAAUCGCUAACAAACAGUUCGGUCAAGUGGAGUGUAAAUGGGGAGAUAACGGUCUUCAGGAUAUCAUCCAAGAUCCGUCCAUUGUUGCCGUUAUUGUCGUUUUGGCUGGACAACAUCAGGUUGAAAUCUCACUCAAGAUGUUGAAGGCUGGUAAACAAGUACUUCAAGAGAAACCUGCUGCAUCUUGUACAAAUGAGCUGCAAACUGCAUUAUCUGCCUACAAAUCGAUUUCUGCUGAUGCUCCUGGCCAUAUAAUUUGGUCUGUGGCUGAAAAUUAUCGUUUUGAACCAGCCUUAGUUGAGGGCAAGAAGCUAAUUGCUGACAUUGGGAAAAUGAUGAGUGUCCAAGUUAUUGUAGAAGGAUCGAUGAACAGUUCAAACCCAUACUUUUCAAGUUCUUGGAGGCGCAGUUUUACUGGAGGAUUCAUUCUUGAUAUGGGUGUGCAUUUCAUUGCGGGGUUGAGAAUGCUUGUUGGGUGUGAGGUGGUUUCCGUUUCAGCCAUGACAUCGCAUGUGGAUUUGAUCUUACCACCACCAGAUAAUUUAUCAUCUGUCUUUCAUUUGGAGAAUGGAUGCUCAGGAGUAUUUGUAAUGGUUGUCUCCUCCAGAUCACCCAAGAUCUUGUGGCGAGUUGUUGGCAUGAAUGGAACCCUUCAAAUUGAGCGUGGAUUCCAAGGACAACAUGGAUACCUGGUUUCAUUAUACGAUGCUAAUGGACAAUGCAAAAGCUCAUUUUUUCCGUUCACUGGAGUAACUGAAGAAUUGAAAGCUUUUUUUAGUGACGUUUCUGAAAACACCCUCAAGAAGGGUAGUGAGUUUGUGCCCGAGCAUCGCCUCUCUUUUGUCGAGGGUGCAAGAGACGUUGCUCUUUUAGAGGCAAUGCUUGAGUCUGGAUCAAGGCAGGGCGAGCAAGUUCAUGUGAAAAAGUUUUGAGGUAAUCAUAUAGCUCUUUGCACUGGCCUCUUAAUUCAAUAUCUACAAAUAUUUACAAGUGUAGAUGAACAAGCCAAGCCAGUGGAUCAAGGCAGAGAGAUCAACUUGAUUAGAUGAAAUUGUAGGAUUUGUAUACAUUUAUUGAAAUUAUUACUUGUAUGCUCGAGCUGAUGCAUCUGAAACUUCUAAUACCUCGAUGCUUAUUAUUCAAAAUAAUGCAAUGUAAGUUGAGCUUAUUUUUUGGUCUAAA